Molecule: messenger RNA, 468 nt
Organism: Eruca vesicaria subsp. sativa (arugula)
Lineage: Eukaryota; Viridiplantae; Streptophyta; Magnoliopsida; Brassicales; Brassicaceae
Source: the annotation of a GenBank genome assembly
AUGGCGGAUGAAUUCUCUGGGAAAAUUGAAAGCAAAGGGCUCAACCCGGGACUGAUCGUUCUUCUUGUGAUUGGAGGGUUGCUAGUGACGUUCCUUGUGGGAAACUUCAUACUCUACACAUACGCGCAGAAGAAUUUGCCUCCGAGGAAGAAGAAGCCGGUUUCCAAGAAGAAGUUGAAGAAAGAGAAGCUGAAGAAAGGCGUUCAAGUUCCUGGCGAGUAGUUUUUUCUUCUUGCUAUCUUUAGUUGAGUUUAUCCUUGUGCUUGCUCACUUUGCACGACUAGACCUUUACAUGACUCUUUUUAGUUUUGAAUGUUUCCAUAUUAGCAUUUGAUGUGUUUCUUGUGCUGACAAUGAAUUCUCAUCUCUAUUCUCUAUAUGCUUUGCUGGGGUAAUGUCAUGUCGAGUUUGAUAUAGCUUUUGAUGUGCUUCUUUAUUGAUGGUGUAUAACUCAAUGACGAAUUGCAG